This is a messenger RNA of Cuculus canorus (common cuckoo), 1443 nucleotides long. It is a transcript of the gene GOT2, whose product is annotated as glutamic-oxaloacetic transaminase 2. Gene Ontology annotation, cellular component: mitochondrion. The record is from RefSeq and is a predicted model, not a curated record. Lineage: Eukaryota; Metazoa; Chordata; Aves; Cuculiformes; Cuculidae. Bases 77 to 1345 code for a protein of 422 amino acids. Gene Ontology annotation, biological process: biosynthetic process; L-aspartate catabolic process. The transcript is spliced from 10 exons. Gene Ontology annotation, molecular function: L-aspartate:2-oxoglutarate transaminase activity; pyridoxal phosphate binding.
GCGGUGCCUGCGCGGGGGCGGGGCGCGCAGCCGGCUGCCCUCUCGCCUCUCUCCCACUCGCAUCCCGCUCGCCGCCAUGGCUCUCCUGCACACUCGCCGGCUCCUCGCCGCCCCGCGCCUCGCUGCCGCCGCCCGCGCCAGCUCAUGGUGGUCCCAUGUGGAGAUGGGUCCCCCCGACCCCAUCCUGGGGGUGACAGAAGCUUUCAAGCGCGACACCAACUCCAAGAAGAUGAACCUGGGUGUGGGAGCAUACCGGGAUGACAAUGGCAAGCCAUAUGUUCUCAACUGUGUUCGCAAGGCGGAGGCCAUGAUGGCAUCCAAAAAGAUGGACAAGGAGUAUUUACCCAUUGCGGGGCUGGCGGAUUUCACCCGGGCAUCUGCAGAACUGGCUCUGGGUGAAAACAGUGAGGCUUUCAAGAGCGGCCGGUAUGUCACUGUGCAGGGUAUUUCUGGGACUGGAUCUCUACGAAUUGGAGCCAACUUUUUGCAACGGUUCUUCAAGUCUAGCCGUGAUGUGUAUUUACCCAAACCAUCCUGGGGCAAUCACACUCCCAUCUUCCGUGAUGCUGGCCUGCAACUUCAGGCUUACCGUUACUACGACCCCAAGACAUGCAGCCUUGACUUCUCUGGAGCCAUGGAUGACAUUUCCAAAAUUCCAGAGAAGAGCAUCAUCCUCUUGCAUGCCUGUGCUCACAAUCCCACCGGGGUGGAUCCCCGGCAGGAACAAUGGAAGGAGUUGGCGGCUGUGGUGAAGAAACGAAACCUCCUCGUGUAUUUUGACAUGGCCUACCAGGGCUUUGCCAGCGGGGACAUCAACCGGGAUGCCUGGGCUGUGCGGUAUUUCAUUGAGCAGGGCAUCAACGUCCUCCUGUCACAGUCUUACGCCAAGAACAUGGGGCUGUAUGGAGAGCGUGCGGGUGCCUUCACGGUGAUCUGCAGUGAUGCAGAGGAAGCCAAGAGGGUCGAAUCACAGCUGAAGAUCCUCAUACGCCCCAUGUACUCCAACCCACCCCUGAAUGGAGCCCGCAUUGCCUCUAUCAUCCUGAACACCCCUGACCUACGGAAAGAGUGGCUCGUGGAGGUGAAGGGCAUGGCCGACCGGAUCAUCAGCAUGCGGACUCAACUGGUGUCCAACCUCAAGAAAGAGGGAUCCUCCCACAACUGGCAGCACAUCACUGACCAGAUCGGCAUGUUUUGCUUCACAGGGCUGAAGCCUGAGCAGGUGGAGCGGCUGACCAAGGAGUUCUCCAUCUAUAUGACAAAGGACGGACGAAUCUCGGUGGCGGGAGUUACAUCAGGCAAUGUCGGUUACCUGGCUCAUGCCAUUCAUCAAGUCACAAAAUAAAGAUGAAGGUGUGUCCUGGAGCUGGUGGCCUUCCCUUUCCCACCGGUCAAAGAUGGGAAGGGAAAGGAAACAAGCAGAAUACUUCCAGCCACAGCACU